CUGUACUAUUGGAGCUGCUAUUAGGCAACCAUAUACCACACCCUCACUCUCUCCGGAAACUCGCAGAGACUAGCCCUAGUCAUCAGCUAAAACUCUCAAAUGUUCCUCGCUAAGCUCUCCCGCCAAAAUCAAUCUCCAAUCGCGCUUGCAUUCACGUGCUACACGCGCCACCUCUCUUCUUCCAAUCUCUACGAUCACUACUCCUUCAAACCCCCACCCUCGCUCGUUCCAGAACCCCAGAACAUUGACCCCCACCCUAACACCAGGACCAAUUAUCUCAAGAAAAAGAAGAAACCCCAGUAUCGGCCACCUUCCUCGCUUGACCGUACGGGCUUGAAACCCAUUCAUUCAGAGCUUCCGUUCGAUUUCAGGUAUAGUUACACGGAAACCAGCCCAACUGUACGGCCCAUUGGCCUAAGGGAACCGAAGUACUCGCCGUUUGGGCCCGGCAGGGUUGACCGUGAAUGGACCGGGGUUUGUGCUCCAGCGUUGGACCCGAAGGUCAGGUCCGUGGAGGGAGCGGAGGAGGAGGACCCGAAGUUGGAGAAAAAGAGGAAGGAGACGAGAAAUAGAAUUCAGGGUGACCCGCUCACUGGGGCAGAGAGGAAGAUUUUGGUGGAGAAGUGUCAGAGGCACAAAACCAAGCGUCAAAUCAAUCUGGGAAGAGAUGGUUUAACUCAUAAUAUGCUGAAUGACAUACACAAUCAUUGGAAACAUGCUGAAGCAGUGAGGAUAAAAUGUCUAGGUGUUCCAACUGUUGAUAUGAAAAAUGUGUGCACCCAGCUUGAGGACAAAACUUUUGGAAAAAUUAUCCACAAACAGGGUGGUCUUCUUAUGUUGUACAGAGGCAGGAACUAUAAUCCUAAAAAAAGGCCUGUAAUUCCAUUAAUGUUGUGGAGACCUCAUGAGCCCGUAUAUCCAAGGCUGAUCAAAACUACAAUUGAUGGCUUAAGCAUAGAGGAAACAAAGGAAAUGAGAAAGAGAGGAUUAGCUGUUCCAGUUUUAACAAAACUUGCCAAGAACGGUUACUAUGGUAGUCUGGUACCAAUGGUCAGAGAUGCUUUUAUCUUUGCUGAUUUGGUUCGGAUCGAUUGCCAAGGUCUUGAGAGGAGUGAUUACAAAAAAAUAGGCUGCAAACUAAGGGAUCUGGUGCCUUGCAUACCAGUAACAUUUGAUAAGGAGCAGAUUGUGGUUUGGAGGGGAAGGGACUAUAAGCCUCCAGAGGAUGGAUACUUUGCUACAGAUCAGGAAUCAGCAGAUGACUUAAAUAUGAUUUCUGCUGCAGAUGAACAUGAAAGCGAUGUAGAUAACAAUGGCAGCCAGCCAAGCUGAUUAUAAUUCGUUCCUUUUUUGAUGAGUUUUGGGUUAUUGCAUUUUCAGCCAGUUUCUACCCGAAAAAGAAGAGAAAAUGUGUGUUUUUGGAGGUUUGGCAAUACAAAAUAUCCACAAAAUGAAAAUAUGAUGCAUCUUUGGUUUGUGGAUGUCAUUACCAGGAGAUCAUCCAAUUAAGCAGAGCAAGAAGAGUUUCACAAAGUGGAGACUUUGUAAAAGGCAAAGCCAAUUGUUGUAUAGAUUAGAUUCUUUUGGCAGAUACGAUUGCCAACAAUUUUGGAGAAAAGAGUAUGGUGUGAUAUCUUCCUUAGGUUACACCCAUUGUAAGAGUUGGCCUCUUCUAAUUAGCUUCAACCAGAUGAAAAGAGGUAUAUAUAUAUCUUUCCCUUUCUAAAA
Messenger RNA from Humulus lupulus (European hop), 1728 nucleotides. RefSeq names its product CRS2-associated factor 1, mitochondrial. NCBI's taxonomy places the organism in Eukaryota, Viridiplantae, Streptophyta, Magnoliopsida, Rosales, Cannabaceae. Gene Ontology annotation, molecular function: RNA binding. The record is from RefSeq and is a predicted model, not a curated record. The transcript is spliced from 5 exons. Gene Ontology annotation, biological process: Group II intron splicing. Bases 100 to 1332 code for a protein of 410 amino acids.